CGCAGUCAGGGUGGUACCUACAGACCCCAGGCACGGCCCCCGGCGUAGGGGGCCUGGGAGUGGCGAGGGGGCGGUCCCGGGUGAUGCGCAUCUCCUAUUGGCUGUCCGGCACCUCCCCACUGCAAGGCGAUUUAAGCCGCGGUGGAGCCCGGAGCCGCACAGCGCCCCCGCCACCGCGUUCUCCCUGCUGCUGCUUUCGUGCUUGCCCGCCCGCCAUGGCCAGCAUUAAGGACCUCGAGGGGAGGUGGCGCCUGACGGAAAGCCAAGGCUUUGAGGAAUACAUGAAGGAGCUAGGCGUAGGACUGGCUCUUAGGAAGAUGGGUGCUAUGGCCAAACCAGACUGUGUCAUUUCGUGUGACGGCAACAAUAUCACCAUUAAAACCGAGAGCACUUUGAAGACGACACAGUUUUCUUGUACGCUGGGAGAGAAGUUUGAUGAAACUACAGCCGAUGGCAGAAAAACUCAGACCAUCUGCACCUUCACCGACGGUGCCCUGGUCCAGCACCAGAACUGGGACGGGAAGGAAAGCACAAUAACCAGAAGAGUGAAGGAUGGAAAGCUGGUGGUGGACUGUGUCAUGAACAAUGUCACCUGUACUCGGGUCUAUGAGAAGGUGGAGUGAGGAUGCUUCUCCAUUCCGGACAGGAGUGAAUGAGCUCAGUUCAAUGAGCAGGUCAUAAAUAUCUGUACUGCUUUUUUUUUUUCAGUUUUAUUUUUCAUGACUGUGUUCAACCAUCUUUAUCACCAGCACUUUACAUGAAACCCAUGUCAGAGUGUUGGUUUAACUGGGAUCUUCCCUUUGGUUAGUAAAUAAAUGUGUUUGUGCUACUUCA
This is a messenger RNA of Microtus ochrogaster (prairie vole), 834 nucleotides long. RefSeq names its product fatty acid-binding protein 5. NCBI's taxonomy places the organism in Eukaryota, Metazoa, Chordata, Mammalia, Rodentia, Cricetidae. Gene Ontology annotation, molecular function: lipid binding. The record is from RefSeq and is a predicted model, not a curated record.